Molecule: messenger RNA, 1534 nt
Organism: Melitaea cinxia (Glanville fritillary)
Lineage: Eukaryota; Metazoa; Arthropoda; Insecta; Lepidoptera; Nymphalidae
Exons: 9
Coding region: 1-1239 (412 amino acids)
Source: RefSeq, a predicted model, not a curated record
AUGGCGCUCAUUAAACAUGUCAGAAUAUUAUUGCUGUUCGCAGUAGUUCAAUACACAACCGCACAGGAUGUGUUUCGGACGCCCCGUCAGAACGGUCCAGGCAGCAUCUUCACCAUCGGCAAUGGAGAACCCUGUCUCGGGUCUGAUAGGUCCACGGGGGGUGUCUGCUUAUCAAGGAACCAGUGCAACACGCAGGGGGGGAAGGCGAUUGGAUUCUGUGGGGUCUUCGCUACUUGCUGUUCAUUGAACGCCUGUGACAUACGAACGAAUACAAAGGUGGCUGUCUUCAUCAACCCACCCCUGAACAAGGAGUCAUCGGGCCUGGAGUGUUCGUACAACAUCGAGAUCAACAAUAAUAACGUCUGCCAGAUGAGGAUUGACUUCGAAACUUUCAAUCUCGCUCCACCUACCACCGUUGAAGCGGUCGAGAAUGUCACCCACCGUCCAGGCUACUCGUGCAAGAACGACAUCUUCCAGGUGACGAACCUACACGCCAACUCGGAUGUUCUACCAUCAUUGUGUGGUGACAACAGCGGUCAACACAUGUACGUGCGAGUGAACGCAUCAACAAACAGUCGCUCAAUCAGAUUGAACUUCAAGCUGGCUGACCGCGUCUCGCAGCCCAACCUGCCGCAAGCUACGUGGAAGCUUAAAGUUACACAGCUCGAGUGCUUUAAUACUUUAGGUAAAUACCGGGAUGGACUCUUGGACGCCAUCACGGCGUCCCUGCCAGCUACGCCCUUCACCAGCACAGCUGACCGUGAUGAGUAUUUAAUCGCGCCCCCCGGAUGCUUACAAUACUACCCGGACCGCGCCGGUUUCUUUGAAUCGUUUAACUACAACCGUGGAGCCGGGCCCUACAUCGCUAACAUGGCUUACGCUACUUGCUUCAAACGUAGCUCAGACGUUUGCGGUAUCAAGUUAACAGCAGCAAGCUUCGAAAUGGCCUACCACGAUGAUUCAAAUCUUUACCUGGACACGGAUUGUCAAGUGAACCCCAUCACCCAGGGCUUCGCUCAAUCAGAAGACUACCUCUUCAUCCCGGAAGCGGAAACCGCUGACGGUCUUAGAGGAUCCAAGUUUUGCGGAGGAAGUGCUUCUAAUCAGAUUAUUGCAUCUACACCCCCCGGUCCCCUGUACGUAUACUUUCACAGCGACAAUUUAGUUACACAAGAUAUAAAUGAAGCCGGUUUCCGAUUCAACUACAACGUACUAAAUAACUGUUACACUAAGAAAUAAGUCAUAGAUUAACUGAUUCAUAUGAAUCGCGUGACAAUGAGAACGAUUGUCGACUGAUUCAUGCUUGUUUAUAUGAAUCGUUGGUGUGUUUUUUUUAAUUUUUUUUUUUUUGUAAAUUUUAUUAUUUUUAUUGCUCAAAGGAUUUUUUUGUGAAUUGUAAUGUAAUAAUUAUUUUAAAACGUGCUUGAUGCAAGACUGUAUUAAUAUAAGUAAUGUAUUGACUGUAGGCCAGAAAUGCAUUUAUUAUAAAUUUCGAAUAGUUUAUACAUGAAUAAAACGUUUCAGUUUUAUAUUA